Molecule: messenger RNA, 636 nt
Organism: Symbiodinium sp. CCMP2456
Lineage: Eukaryota; Dinophyceae; Suessiales; Symbiodiniaceae
Source: the annotation of a GenBank genome assembly
AUGGCCUCCCACCGACGCCAGCACAGGGCGCCCGCCAUUGAUUGGGAUAAUGUGGAAGGUAUUUUCCUGCGCAACAUCCCGGCAAAGUGCGACGAAGGGAUUUUACGCACAUUCCUCGAGUCCAAGGGGCUGGUCGAUUUUGACAUGGAGAUGGCACUCUUUCCGAACGGCAAGUCGCGUGGAUUUGCGACUAUCAUCUGUCGCGACAGGUCUGGCGUACAGGAUUUCGUCCGCAACGUGCACGGCCAGUUCGUUCCCGGCUUUCACAAGCCAACAGCCCUAAGGUGUGAACCGUUGAGAAGCCGCGAACAGCCCGGCCCGCCGGUUCGACUCCCGCAGACUGCUGCACAUCGCCUUGGCGACCGGCCCACGCCGCCACUGCAAUCUGCUGGUUAUGAAGGGCCAUUCAGCGUUCUCAGCGGCAUCACGGCAAGGAAAGGUGAAUCCCAGAAUGCGAAGGGGAAAGCCUCGAAGGCUUCGAGCGAAGCCCAAGGCACAGCCGCAGCUGGGGCGCGAGUCGUGGCAAAAUCGACUCCCGUGGAAGCCGGCUGCAGCAGCCAGGAUCGCAUCGUCCGGGGCAUGCCGGCCAUCGCCGUGGUGCAAAAUUCCGAUGGCACGAUCAGUUUCCGGCUGUAG